Molecule: messenger RNA, 2148 nt
Organism: Mus musculus (house mouse)
Lineage: Eukaryota; Metazoa; Chordata; Mammalia; Rodentia; Muridae
Gene: Dpep1
Product: dipeptidase 1
Exons: 11
Coding region: 163-1395 (410 amino acids)
Biological process (GO): leukotriene D4 catabolic process; homocysteine metabolic process; antibiotic metabolic process
Cellular component (GO): apical part of cell; plasma membrane; microvillus membrane
Molecular function (GO): dipeptidase activity; metallodipeptidase activity; zinc ion binding
Source: RefSeq, marked validated
AAAGAGGUGGCCCUUCAAAGCUGGAGGACUCAGGAGCAGGCUGUCCCGUCUCUCUGGGUGUCAGCCACAGGACUGAAGCCACAUUGGCACCCCUGACCCGCGUGUGCUCGUGGCACGGAGGUGCCAAAGCCGCUGUGGAAGCAGAUCCCUGGGGACCUUGAAAUGGUGAUCAUCUGGUGGUUCUGGUCUCUGCUGGCCAUCUGUGCUUCGGACUCAUUCCGGGACCAGGCAGUGGCUAUCAUGAGAACCACACCGGUCAUCGACGGGCACAACGACUUGCCUUGGCAACUGCUAAAUUUGUUCAACAACCAGCUGCUGAGACCAGAUGCUGACUUGAACAAGCUAGCCCAAACACACACCAACAUCCCCAAGCUGAAGGCUGGCUUUGUCGGAGGCCAGUUCUGGUCCGCAUACAUGCCUUGUGACACCCAAAACAAAGAUGCCGUGAAGAGAAUACUGGAACAGAUGGAUGUGAUACACCGCAUGUGCCAGCUCUAUCCUGAGACCUUCAUGUGUGUUACCAAUAGUUCAGACAUCCUACAGGCUUUCCGGAGGGGGAAAGUGGCCAGUCUGAUCGGCGUGGAAGGCGGCCACUUAAUUGACAGCAGCCUUGGUGUCCUGCGGACACUCUACCAUCUGGGCAUGCGGUAUCUGACCCUCACCCACAAUUGCAACACGCCCUGGGCCGACAACUGGCUUGUGGACAGAGGAGAUGAUGAGGCUGAGAGCCAUGGACUGUCACCCUUUGGGAAGCGCCUGCUGAACGAGAUGAACCGCUUGGGUGUCAUGAUUGACCUGUCCCACGUGUCUGUGGCCACCAUGAAGGACGCUUUGCAGAUCUCCAGGGCACCAGUCAUCUUCAGCCACUCCUCUGCCUACAGCCUGUGUCCACACAGGCGGAAUGUGCCCGAUGACGUACUGCAGCUGGUGAAGAACACAAGUAGUCUGGUGAUGGUGAACUUCUUCAGCAACUUUGUGUCCUGUUCAGACAGCGCCACCUUGCCCCAAGUGGCUGACCACCUGGACCACAUCAAGAAGGUGGCAGGCGCUGGGGCUGUGGGCCUUGGAGGAGAUUAUGAUGGUGUUACUAUGCUUCCUGUGGGACUGGAGGAUGUUUCUAAGUACCCAGACCUGAUAGCUGAGCUUCUCAGGAGGAACUGGACAGAGACCGAGGUCAGAGGUUUGCUAGCUGACAACCUGAUUCGGGUCUUCUCUGAAGUGGAACUGGUAAGCAAUAACAUGCAGUCUCCUGAGGAAGUCCCUAUCACCCUGAAAGAGCUGGACGGCUCCUGCAGGACAUACUAUGGCUACUCUCAAGCUCACAGCAUCCACUUGCAGACAGGAGCCCUGGUGGCCUCUCUGGCUUCCCUGCUCUUCCGUCUCCAUCUUCUGUGACAUCCAAAGGACCGGAACCUCCUCCAGUGCUCUCUGAGCUCAGGGAAGACUGGACAAGCCCAGAGUCCCUGUUGUCCGUGCAGAACCACACCCUUUCCUGAAUAAGCAGCAGGCUUACCUGGGGACAGCUCAAGACACAGGCAUGCAAUAAACGCAAUGAGCCUUAGUGCUGAGUGGGCACGCUGUAUCUCAGCCCUGGGAGAUUCUUCUGAGCCUCUGGAGAGCAGAUGCUGAGAACGGCCCUGUGUGAACAGGAUGUGGGAGCACCUGAGUUCUUGGAGGGGAGGACUAGAAGGGACCCAGAAGUUAGCAAAGGGUCUCACGUAAGCACUGGCUAGUUUGAAAAAUCAUGGUCCACAUUUAAGUGGCUACCUUCCCCCCUCACUGUGCAUGUACCACAUGCACAUGAACCCCUCCUCCCCCCUUACACAUGUACUCAUGUGCACACAGGCACAUAUAGAUAUUCAGAUGCAUUAUACAUAUCAUACACGGGCACAUGUAUUCUGACGCAUACCAUAUGAGAGUCACACAUAUCUCUCUGGGUUCUGUAAUUCAGAUUACAUAGGUAAUGGGUAACCUCGAUCUGGUCCAGCCUUGGCGGGUGGGAUCCAGGUAGAAUGGGUGCCGGGGAUGAUCACACAGCUAACUGCGGGUCUUUCCUGAAUCACAGGGCAGAGGUGGUCUCCUAUGUUACCUAGCAUGGUUGAGGAUGAGUCUUGUGAAUAAACUUAUGAGGGACAGCGUUCACCUGAA